Amphimedon queenslandica is the source of this 675-nucleotide messenger RNA. RefSeq names its product acylamino-acid-releasing enzyme-like. Gene Ontology annotation, molecular function: serine-type endopeptidase activity. Gene Ontology annotation, biological process: proteolysis. The transcript is spliced from 8 exons. The record is from RefSeq and is a predicted model, not a curated record. Lineage: Eukaryota; Metazoa; Porifera; Demospongiae; Haplosclerida; Niphatidae. Bases 94 to 642 code for a protein of 182 amino acids.
UUUUUGCCAAAAAGGGUAGAUAAUUUAAUUUAUGUAAAUAUUUUACUUUCAAUAGUUAAUUAUAAUGGAUCUACUGGCUAUGGACAGGAUUUCAUGAAAUCAUUGUUGGGCAAAGUGGGGACACUUGAUGUGAAUGAUGUGCAGUUUGCUGCUGAGUCACUGGUAAAGAGAGGUAGUGUUGAUGCUAGUCGUGUAUUUGCUCAUGGUGGAUCUCAUGGUGGCUCUCUCUCAGUUCAUUUAGUCUCUCAGUUUCCAGACUUUUAUAAAGCUACCUUUGUACGUAAUCCUGUCAUCAAUAUUGCUUCUAUGAGGAAUGAAACUGAUGCGAUAGACUGGACUCAUUCUGUUACUAGAUUACCCUAUGACCCUAAAGCCACACCUACUCCUGAUCAAUAUUCUAAAAUGUUUGAAAUUUCACCUAUUGUCCAUGCACAUAAGAUUAAAGCAGCUGUCACCCUAGCAGUUGGAGCAGAGGACCACAGAUGCCCUCCAUCCCAAGCUAGAGAACUCUACACUCUGUUACAUGCACAAGGAAAAGACGUCAAUAUGUUCCUAUACCCGGACUAUCAUCCCUUGAUGUCAGUGGACACUGAUGCUGACUGCUACAUGCAUUGUGUACUACUGUUUAACAAGUAUUCAUAAACCAAGAGAUGUUAGGAUUAUCUGUUAGGAAGA